GGAAGCUCGCGCUCCAGCGGCGGCAGGUUGCUCCAUCCACAGUCCGCUCAGGCAGCGCUCCGCAUCGGACGUAACGGCUGCCAACGUGACCCGGGAUGGAACUUCACCGCUUCCCCAGAAACUUUUUCCCGCAAACGGACUGCCGGAUUAUUGCAUUUCGGAUUCCAAUGUCGACGAAUUUUAAUGUAAACUUCUGAAACUUCUCCGGGUUUCCUUCUUUUCCUGUGAAGGAAUAUGAACUUACGGUGGGAAACGGUUCGGGUAACGGUCUGUGAAACGGAAGCACAAGCGGCUGUUGGAGCGGUUUUUCUGCUUCUUUUUACGUCUUCUUCGGGGGGAAAAGGUUGCCUUGUGGAUCAAGCUUUUUUGUUUUAGAGCUUUUCUAAUUCCGAAAAGUUCCCGUCUCCCACCGCUAGAUGUAGCGGGGCAGCGGAGGGAGAAUGCGAACCUCUGCCCACGUCGGCUCUCUCGGUGGUUCCGUCGUGUUUCUGUAGACAAACUGAAGUCCAACGAUGAUUUCUGAGGAGAGAAGCAGCCACGUAAAUAAACAAACCCUCAACUUCCCUGUGGGUUUGCUCAUCCGCUCUCCCAAAAGGCGCCUGGCCAAACUGGGGAGGAAACCCAGCAAUGGAUCUGUCCAGUCCAACAAGUCGGACAGCACCGUCCGCUCCACAGAGAGCGUCGGCGUCCGGCAGCCGGCCAAGAGCAAGAUCCGGCGUCACAACAACCGCCUGUCCACGGUUUUCAACUACAGCCCCAACCUGCGGGAGGGGGGCCGGCGGGGCCCAACCCGGGGCGGCCCCGACCCCCAGGCUGCCGACGACCCCGCCGAGCUCUCCAGCCAGCGCUCCGUCCCGGGGAUCCUGAAGAUCUUCGGCAGCGACAUCUGCCAGGGAGCCCACUACAAGAGCGUGCUGGCCACCAGCCAGUCCAGCGCCAGGGAGCUGGUGAGGGAGGCCCUGGAGAGGUACUGUCUGGAGAAAGAGGACGCCAGCGACUACGUGCUCUGCGAUGUGAUUGGUCAGACGGGGGCCGAUCACCAGUGGAAGAGGGAGUGUUUCCGGGUGGUGGGGGCCAACGAGAGGCCCCUGCUGCUGCAGGCGCUGUGGAAGCCCAAGGAGGGCUUCCUUAGGCGCUUCGAGAUCCAGCUCCGCUCCACCGUGGAGCAGCAGAGCCUGAAGCACCAAGACACCAUCACGGCAGGGGUGAACGCUCAGGCCCGGAAGCUGCAGAAGAACCGGUCCAGAGUGGCAUCCCUGUUCGUGGACAGCGGGGGGGAGGAAACGGAGGGCCUGGGCUUCUGGAGGAGCCUGAGCGACAUGGACCUGUCUGCCACAGAGAGGGAGCCGGGCCGGGCCCAACGGAUCACAGUCAGAGAGAACCCGGAAGCCGAGGCCGACACCGAGGUUCUGCGACUCGGCCUGGAGAAGGAAGAGACGGAGAGCAGCGACGACAAUGCCACGCAGUACUCCAUACACCCACCUUUUGACUUCCCCUACUUCCUGCUGCUACAGGGCUACGACCACAGACAGGAUUUUGUGAUCUACCUGAUGAGUGGAAGCAGCACCAUCUUCGGCUGCUGCAGGGAGCACAGUACCGGAGAGGAUGAGGAGCGGCUGAAGGUCGACAUCCUCCUGUUUGCUCCUGACGUGUCGCCACAGCACUGCUGCGUCAGACGCCUGGACUCCAACUCCCAGAGUUCCUCAGGAAAACAGAGAAAGACUGUGACCUUGCUGAAGCCCCUCCACGGGGCCCCCGUCACCAGAAACGGUUUCCUUCUGGAUGAGGAAGUAGAACUGAAUCCUGGAGAUCUGAUUGGUUUGGGGAAGCACUACCUGUUCCUGUUCAAGGAUCCCACCAGCAGGUCGGGUUCUCCUCCUGCUCCGCCCUGGAUGGCCCGGGUCCGCCCGGGCUCUGACGCUAGCACUUCCUGUUCGUCCUGCGGCUCCUGCAUCACCGUGAAGCGGCUCCAGGGGAAACCGCCGGCAUCCUGCUGGAGGAACCUGGAGGGAGCCGAGGCUUCGCUGCGCUACGAGCUGCAGCAGGAGGAACGGGUCCUGCAGGAGAUCCUGGACAUGGUGGAUCCCAGUGAGAACAAGCCAAAGCUGACUCCUGCUUUCCUGCUUAUUCUCUGCAUCCAGCACUCCGCCGGCUCCUUCCAGCUGACUCACUUCAGGCAGCUGCUGCUCCGGAUCGCCAGCCAGAUCCAGCUCAUUACGUGGGAGAGGACAAAGGAACUCGCUGCAAUGCAACCAGAAACCUCUGUUGACGACGCGUCUGAUCAGCUGCAGCAGCUCAGCAUGGAGGAACUGAUCUCAGGUCUGCAGCCGCUGGUUCUGUGGAUGGCCAACUCCAUUGAACUGCUGCACUUCAUCCAGCAUGAGGUCCCCCAGCUGUUGCCAUGGAGACGGGAAAGCAUUGACCAAGAGCGGCUGCAGGCUGAGCUGUGGUCCACCCAGACGGCCUGCGAGGAAGCCAUGACGGUCCUGGAGGAGGUCAUCAUGUUCGCCUUCCAGCAGUCGGUCUACUACCUCACCAAGAGCAUGUACCCGGCCCUGGGCGGCCUGCUGGACGGGAACCCGUUCUCUGAGGACGGUCAGCUGCGACUUCCUGUCAGCCUGGGCAACAUCCUGCAGGUCCUGAAGGAGGCGCUGCAGCUCCUCUCGGCCUUCCAGGUGCAUCCGGACAUCUCCCUGCAGCUCUGUGCCUACCUGUUCUUCUUCAUCAACGCUUCGCUGUUCAACAGCCUCAUGGAGAGAGGGUCCGUGGCCGGGUUCUACCAGUGGUCCCGCGGCGUGCAGAUCCGGGCCAACCUGGACCUGCUCAUGGACUGGGUCCAGAAUCAGGGCCUGGCCAACAUGGCCGCUCAGUUCCUGCAGAAGUUCUCCGCUGCCGUCAAUCUGCUGGCCACGCCCAAAGAAACGCUUCUGCAGGCGUCCUGGGCGUCCCUCAGGGCGGAGUUUGCUGCCCUGACGCCGGCUCAGCUGCACCACAUGCUGAGGGAGUACGGCGGCGGGAAGCCCCGCCCCCCUGCGUGGAGCCCGCCAGCGGAGGAGGUGGAGGACGCGGUCAGGACCGCCGACGUCCUGCUGAGUCUGGACAGCCAUCCUCCUCUCAUCCUGCCCAGCAGCUGCUUCCAGCUGGACCCGGGUAAGGUUCUGUCUGACCCGGUUCUGUUGGAGCAGCUGGCCCGCCUGCAGGACUGGAUCAGCCGGCUGUCGCUCAGUGAGACCCAGAGCCCGGGUUCUGUUCUGGAGCGGGUAAGGAGGUUCUGUGACCCGGGUCGGGUCAGGAAAAGCUGUGGCGUCUCUGACCGGUACCGUGUCGCUCUGACUCAGGUUCCCGACGGACCGAGCGGCACCAGACCCGCAGCUUCCUGUCCCGGUCCGGACGGGGAGUCCGACCCGCUCACCUCUGCAGAACCGGGUCAGGGCAGAGGGUCGCACGGUGACCUGAACCACUGUGAGGCGGUUCUGACCCAGAAGCUGAAGAACCUGCAGCUGCGGAACGUCCUGCCGGGUCCGGCCGGCACCGGAUACCACAAGAGCCUGGCUCUGGACCCGUCCUGCCUGCUGACGCCGCCCAACACCCCGCAGGGCCCGGAGCCCGGCGAGCCCGAGGAACCGCACACAGUCGGUGGGAGCGGUGAUGUGGAGCCGGGAGACGCAGCAGCAGAAGAAGACAGAGAGGAAGUUUUCACAGUGGAGAUCCACAGAGGGCCCCACGGCCUGGGACUGGCCCUGGUGGACGGGACGCAAACGGCGCUGAGAAUGAGCGGCAUCUACGUGAAGUCGGUGGUUCCCGACUCUCCAGCGGCUCGCUGUGGGAAACUGAGGACCGGCGAUCGGAUCCUGGCCGUCAACGGCACCAGCCUGGUCGGAAUGGACUACAGCACAGGCAGAGAGCUGAUCCGUUCAGCAGGAGACGUUCUGAGGCUGCUGGUGGCAAAGAUGGACACCGGCUGCAGCAGCAAGAAUGCAGCUGCAGCUACAUGCUGAGAGCAGAGAGAGUCUUCUCCUCCAACUGCAGCACCGAGCCAAAGUUCACUGGAUCCCCCAGACGCAGCCCGGGGCCCCUGCUAGAAACCAGCUUCUGUCUGGCCCACAAACUGGGAGGAAAACCUGCAGCUGCUGCAGCUUCAGGCUCAGAUCCAAAUGUUUGCUGUAAACACGUGAAAGAAGCAGCAGCUCAGUAAUCUGUAAAACGUUUUCAGGUUCUGCUGCCUUCAUGUUUUAUAAAAACUGAAUUGUUUCGUCUCUGUUGUUCUGCUUCACAGAAAAGUGAAACUGGAUUUAUUUAAAUGUUCCUUUGAUCUCAGAAAGAUUUGACUUUUAUCAGCUUCAUUAUUUUAACGUCUGUAUUUACUCCGGGUUCAUAACUGUUUUUAUAGUUUUGUAAAAGUCAUAAUUCUCCUGAAGAACAAAGUUUAGUUUCUAAUCGUCUCAUUUAACAGGAAGUUUUAAAUGUUUGGUUUUAUUCUCUCUAACUGGAAACCUGAACAAAGUUCAUCUCCAUAAAUUAAAAAGUUCAUUUAUUUCACUAACUCAGAUUAAAAAUGGAAACUUGAUCAAAUCUGA
Molecule: messenger RNA, 4577 nt
Organism: Gambusia affinis (western mosquitofish)
Lineage: Eukaryota; Metazoa; Chordata; Actinopteri; Cyprinodontiformes; Poeciliidae
Gene: radil2a
Product: Ras-associating and dilute domain-containing protein-like
Exons: 15
Coding region: 513-3998 (1161 amino acids)
Biological process (GO): neural crest cell migration; signal transduction; substrate adhesion-dependent cell spreading
Cellular component (GO): microtubule
Molecular function (GO): GTPase binding
Source: RefSeq, a predicted model, not a curated record